Messenger RNA from Rotaria sp. Silwood1, 5559 nucleotides. The record is from the annotation of a GenBank genome assembly. NCBI's taxonomy places the organism in Eukaryota, Metazoa, Rotifera, Eurotatoria, Philodinida, Philodinidae.
AUGUUCUUAAUAAAAAGCCGAGCCAAUCGACAACCUUCAUGUGAUGGUCUUUAUUUUUUAUAUUUUUUCUUUAUAUUACAUAUAUGUACAGCAUUUUUAACAAUAAUCAGUGCACUUAAUAGUGAUUUGAAAGACAAUGAAGCAAUUAUUCAAUUAUCCAUGGAUUCAAUUCAUGUUGUCGAAUCUUCAGAUCAUCAAAUUGUAAAUAUUGAAGAAAAUAUAAAUGAUAAUGAAGAAAAAGAACUUCUUACGGCUCUAUUAACAUCUUAUGAUGAUGAAAUAGAAACAAUUAAAAAAAUUGAUAAUGAAAUACCUAUAAUAACUACUUCAACAUCAAUACGUUUUAUUCCUUCUUUAUUAAAUUUUGCUGAACAAUCAAUAGCAAUACCUCAAAUGCAAACAGUUAUUAUAAUUAAUGAUGAUUUAGAACCACUUGAACUUUAUUCAUUAACAGCAACAACUAAUCAAUUUUAUUCAUCAUUUUUUAAACAAAUUAUUCUUUCAUCUUAUGGUGAUAAAAUAUCAAUUAAUAUUUAUUAUUUACCAAGAACAAUUGGUAUUACAAAUAGUUUAUUUACAAUAAAAACAAAUCGUGGAAAUUUUUAUUAUAAUGUUAGUGGUAUUGGUAAAUUAAAUCCAUUUCGUUUACGUCCAUUAAUAAAUGCAAAUAUACCAUUGAAUUCUACAUAUGAAUAUACAAUACAAUUUUAUAAUCCAUAUAAUUAUUCAUUAGAUAUAAAUGAAAUUUAUACAAGUGAUGAAAAUUUAAUUAUUGAAUUUUUAACUAAAAGAAAUAUAAAAAAUCGUAUAACAAAAACAUUUGAAUAUUAUGAACAAUGGCGUUUAAAACCUUAUGAAAUAAAAUCAAUUAUUAAAAUAAAUUAUUUUGCAUAUAAAUUAAAUAAAUUACAUGCAUAUAUUUGUAUUAAAACAAAUUUUAGUGAUAUUAUUAUUAUACCGGUGGAAAUAAAUGUUUUUAAUCGUUCAGGUCUUUAUUCAAAUGUUGAUUUAUUAGAAUUUACUAAUCAUAGAUUUAUACUUUCAUCAAAUAAACCAAUAACAAUACCAGUUUAUGUAUUCAAUAAUGGUUUAAAUCCGAUGAUCAUCACUGAUGUUCGUGUAACACCCGAACAUAAGAAUUAUAUAACUAUUCAUUUUAAAAAUCUUCCAAUUCCUUCUGAUAUUCAUCGUUUAAAUCAAAUUGCUGAUAUAACUAUUCAUCCAAAUUUAAUUUCUAAUAAUAUUCAUUAUAUAAAUGGUUAUAUUCAAGUAUAUUCAUUAUCAAAUAAUGAAGAAUUUGUAUUAGAAAUACCUUUUCAUGAAACAAUAUUACAUGGUUCACUUCAUUAUAAAAAAGAAGAUACGUUUUUUUAUAUUUCAUCAUCUAACCAUGAAACACUUAAUGAUAAUAUAAAACAAUGUCAAUCGAUUAAACUUCUUAAUCAAUAUAAUAUACCAAUUUCUGUAUAUAAUAUAACAGUGAAUAAAUUAGAAUUACUUUCACAAUUUGUUAAAAUCGAACAUCGUUUAUCAUUUUUUUAUUUGUAUCCCGAACAAUGGAGUGAAUUAUUAUGUAUAACUCAUCUUAAACAAUCAUUAUCAUCUGUACCAUUUACUAAUAUUCAAACAUCUAUUGAUAUUCAUACAAAUAUUUCAAAUUUUAUUAUUCCGAUUUAUUUAUACAAUGGAUUUCUUAGUGUUAAUCUCUUAACUGAUCAUACAAAUGGUGGUAUUAGACAAUAUGAAAAAAAUCCAUAUGAACUAUUCAUAACAAGUAUACCAAUGAAUACAUCUCGUAAAGUAACAUUUGUAUUAACAAAUACAAAUCCAAUUGAUAUUGAAAUAAAAAAAUUUUAUUCUACUUUAUCAAAAAAUAUUGAUAUUGAACUUGAUUAUAUGACAUUAUUAAAUGGAAAUAAAACAAAAAUAAUCAAUAAAAAUAUUAAUAUUUCUCAAAUGGUUAUUCCUGAACAACAUCAAGCUAUUUUUUCAUUAACAAUUAAUGGAACAAAGUUACCGAAAUUUUAUAAUGAAUCAAUUACAUUUGAAACAAAUUAUCAAACUCUUAAAUUAGAUGUGAACUAUCAAAUAAUCAAUGGUUCACUUGAAUUUAUGAAUAAAACACCAAUACAUAUCGAUGUAUUUCCGAAUCGUCUUGGAACAGCAGAUAUAUAUCUACAAAAUAAAUUUGAUGAAUCAAUUAAUAUUACACGUAUAGAUUUUAUAACAUAUGGAAUUUGUUUUUCAUUUACUUGGAAAAAUACAUCAAUUGGUCAUGUUGAACUUCAAUCAAAUAAAAUACAACAAAUUGGUACACUUAAUUUUGAUAUGACUCCAUUAUGUAAAAAUAUUCAUACUCUAUCUGAAUCAACUUGUUAUUGUGGUUUAAGUCAUCAUCGAGAAUUUAAACAACGAUGGGAUGAACAUAUAUCAGCAUUGAAUACAUAUGAACUUGAUCAUAUACUUGUUAAUCAAUUUCGAAAUCUUUGGAAUGAAUGGACAACACUUGUACAACAACAACAAGUUCAAACAAAUAUUUGGUUAUAUACUGAUCGAGUUAAUAUAUCAUGGCCAGUUACAAUUGGAUUUAUUUGGCCAUCUGUACUUGAAUAUAUGUCAUCAUCAUUAUCUCGUACACCAAUGAUUCUUGAUUUUGAUGUUAUAUAUAUUAAUAUAACUAAAACACAAAAUAUUAUUAUAACAAAUCCAUCUUCAGAUCUUGUUACUUAUUCCGUUGAACUUCUUAAUAAUUAUCCAAAUAAUUCAAAAUCAAUGAUUAAUGAUCAAGUUUUUACUAUUUCAACAACAUCAAAAGAAAUCAAAUUAAUCAAUGAUAUUUAUAAUUUUAAUCUUUUACCUAAUGAACAUAUAACAUUUACUAUAUCGUUUCAACCAAUAUUAUUAAUCAAAUAUGAAAUGUAUCUUAUUAUUCGAAAUAAUUUAACAAUAAUUGAAUCAAUACUUUUACGUGGUGAAGGUGGUAUUGGUAGUUUACAAGUUGGAAAUCGUCCAGCUGGUUCAUCACUUAUUCCAAUUGUAUUAAAAAUAGAUGAAAAACAGUAUGAACUUUGUUCAAUGGAUAACAAUGAAAAUCCAUUAUUACGAAAACUUAUAACACUUCAUAAUAUUGGAAAUAUGAAAACAAUUAUAUAUGAUAUAUCAUUUGGAAAUUCAAAAUGUUUUGGACAAGGUUUUUCUGUUUCAAUUUGUACAAAUAUUGAAAUUGAAUCUAAUAAAAAAUAUGAUUUAAAAAUUUUAUUUCAACCAGAUUAUACAUCAGAUGAAAUAAAUGAAACAUUAAUAUUAAAUACAAAUAUUGGUCUUAUGACAUUUCCAAUUAUUGUUCAAAUUCCACAACGUGUUUUAUUGUCAUGUUAUAAAACAAUUCCACGUCCAUCAUGGGAAUUACGAACAUAUGGUUUAUGUUUUUGUUCAUUUUUUCUUUUUAUUAUACUUAUUUUUACCACAGCUAUUUAUGAAGCUCGAAGAUUAUUUGAUAAUUAUUUAUCUCGAGCAGAAUGGCGUGAUCGUAUGCAAAUGACAGAUAAUAAAAUCUUUGAUCUUAGUGAUUUAUCAUUAGCUGUACAAGAUGAACAAAAAACUCGUGAACGACUUGAAUCGAAUCCGAUAACAGAUAUGAAAAAAGAAAAAAAUGAAAGUAAACGUAAACGUUCAAAUGCAUCAAAUCAUGAAAAUGAAGAUAAAUCAUUGAAAUCAAUUCAAAAUUCAGAUGGAUUAAAUACAAAUAUUCGAUCAGUAAUAGAUGUAAAUUCUAAAUCAAUAUCACAUAAACAAAGGCGAGCAACAACAUAUAGUGAUUCAUCAAAGUUUUCGAAAUGUCAAAAUGAAAUAUCAUCAAAAAAACAAUCAUUACAAAGACGAAAAUCAGAUCAACAUACAUUAAUAGAUUCACGUAAAAUUACUUCAUCAACGACUGUAUCUGAAGAAGAAAUUGAACCAUUUAUAAUUGCUCGAUCAAAACGUACUUCAAACAAAGUAAAAGAAUCAUCUAAUAAUACGACAUCUCCAUCAAUUAUUGAUAAUACUAUUGCAACAAAACAAAAACCUUCUGUUGAUUCUCAUCAACAAGACUUGUUACAAUUAGAUGAUAACAUUAAUGAUCAACGAUGGCAUAGAGUUAGUUCUAAUAAAGGACAACGUAAAGGAAAUACAAUUCGACGAGAAAUAACUGAUGAAACUCAAGCAACUAAUAAACCUAUCAAAGUAUCAUCAACCAAUUCUGAAAAUUCAAGGAGACUGUCAUCAUCAUCACAUAAACAUAGUUCUAUUUCACAUGAAAUACCACAGUCGCAUUAUCAUCCAUCACAACAUUGUUCUACUCGUAAUUCAUCGUCUAUACCAGUUCCUAUUGAAACAGAAAAAAAGAGUUUACAGGAUGACAUUUCUUUAAUAUCUACUAAUCGAGAAUCGACAUUACGUCAGUUAGCAGAACAGUUAUGGGCAUCUAGACUAUCGUCAUCAACGACGGUAUGUUCGAUGUCUAUACGUUCACGUUGUUCAUCAGCACCAGCAUCUGAACAUGGUGGUGCUCAGAAUGAAACAAUAAAAAUUGAUCAGAACAAUGAUGAAAAAGAAGAUAAGAUCGAUUGGGAUGAACCAGAUGUGCCUGAUGAGGAUUUUGGUCGAUAUGCUUCACAAACAGAAUUUUCUAUGGAUGAAUUAAAUGAUAUAAAUGAACGAACACAAAUACAACAAACUAUAACAACGAAUAAUAUUCCAUCAUUAAUGUCAUUAUCAAUAACACCACCAAUAACAACAAAAAAUAAUCAAGAAAAAUCAACAAUUCCUACAUCUAUAAUCAAAGAAAAUAUUGAACCAUUACCAUUUCCACAACAUGGUUUAGGUCCAAUUCAACGACCAACUAAACUUUCAUGUUCAACAACUAUACAAUCAUCAACAUCAUUUCUUACUGAUUCUACUCAAUCACCAAAUACACCUGAUGUACUUGUUCAAAUAAAUCGUCUUCUUGAUCAUUCAAAUAGUGUAACAACAAUAGCAUCAACACCUAAUGUUCCUAUAUCAACAUUAAUCAAUGAUAUUUCAACACCAAAUGUUUCAUGGACACCAUUUUUACCCGGAGAAUGGUCAUCUAAAUAUGAUUCAUCAUGGCCAACAACAAAUCUUCAAACUCCAAAUGUUUCUAUUACAAGACAAAUACAAAAUCCAUUUUUACAACAACAACAACAACAAAUAACAAAUGAAGAAUCAUCACUUUGGUCAUCAACAUCAUCAAAUCCACGUACAACACAAAAUACUUCUGAAUGGCAUGAAAUUUUUUCAUCUAAUGUUCCUUCAUCAACUCAAACAACAAAAUCAACAGAUAAUUCUUGGUUAAAAUUUUUACCUGUCUCUGAUUCAUCUCCAAUUGAUAGUAUAACAACAAAUAAUAGACAAGAAAAUGAAACAAAUAAUUCAUUUUGGAAUCUAAUGAAUUCUAAUGAAACACAACAAAAUUCAUCAACAUCAUGGUGGCCUAAAACAUCAUCUAAUGGAAAUAAUAAUGAUAAUGAUCAAUCUCGAUGGGAUUUUGCUCGUUAA